GACAAUAUAAGUCCUGUCUUUCUGUAUUCAUUUCUUACUGCCUGGCGGCAUUAAUUUCUUCCUGCGACUGCCUUCAUUUCUUCCUGUCUGAAUGCAUUCAUAUCUUCCUGUCUGACUGCAAUCAUUUGUCCCUGUCUGACUGCAUUCAUUUCUCCCUGUCUUACUGCAUUCAUUUCAUUGUCUGGUGUGUAGAGAUUGUCUGGUGUGUAGAGAGUGUCUGGUGUGUAGAGAGUGUCUCGUGUGUAGAGAUUGUCUGGUGUGUAGAGAUUGUCUGGUGUGUAGAGAUUGUCUGGUGUGUAGAGAUUGUCUGGUGUGUAGAGAUUGUCUGGUGUGUAGAGAGUGUCUGGUGUGUAGAGAUUGUCUGGUGUGUAGAGAGUGUCUGGUGUGUAGAGAGUGUCUGGUGUGUAGAGAUUGUCUGGUGUGUAGAGAUUGUCUGGUGUGUAGAGAGUGUCUCGUGUGUAGAGAUUGUCUGGUGUGUAGAGAUUGUCUGGUGUGUAGAGAUUGUCUGGUGUGUAGAGAUUGUCGGGUGUGUAGAGAUUGUCUGGUGUGUAGAGAUUGUCUGGUGUGUAGAGAUUGUCUGGUGUGUAGAGAUUGUCUGGUGUGUAGAGAUUGACUGGUGUGUAGAGAUUGUCUGGUGUGUAGAGAGUGUCUCGUGUGUAGAGAUUGUCUGGUGUGUAGAGAUUGUCUGGUGUGUAGAGAUUGUCUGGUGUGUAGAGAUUGUCUGGUGUGUAGAGAUUGUCUGGUGUGUAGAGAUUGUCUGGUGUGUAGAGAUUAUCUGGUGUGUAGAGAGUGUCUGGUGUGUAGAGAGUGUCUGGUGUGUAGAGAUUGUCUGGUGUGUAGAGAUUGUCUGGUGUGUAGAGAUUGUCUGGUGUGUAGAGAUUGUCUGGUGUGUAGAGAUUGUCUGGUGUGUAGAGAUUGUCUGGUGUGUAGAGAGUGUCUGGUGUGUAGAGAUUGUCUGGUGUGUAGAGAGUGUCUGGUGUGUAGAGAGUGUCUGGUGUGUAGAGAUUGUCUGGUGUGUAGAGAUUGUCUGGUGUGUAGAGAGUGUCUCGUGUGUAGAGAUUGUCUGGUGUGUAGAGAUUGUCUGGUGUGUAGAGAUUGUCUGGUGUGUAGAGAUUGUCUGGUGUGUAGAGAUUGUCUGGUGUGUAGAGAGUGUCUCGUGUGUAGAGAUUGUCUGGUGUGUAGAGAUUGUCUGGUGUGUAGAGAUUGUCUCGUGUGUAGAGAUUGUCUGGUGUGUAGAGAUUGUCUGGUGUGUAAAGAUUGUCUGGUGUGUAGAUAUUGUCUGGUGUGUAGAGAUUGUCUGGUGUGUAGAGAGUGUCUGGUGUGUAGAGAGUGUCUGGUGUGUAGAGAUUGUCUGGUGUGUAGAGAUUGUCUGGUGUGUAGAGAGUGUCUCGUGUGUAGAGAUUGUCUGGUGUGUAGAGAUUGUCUGGUGUGUAGAGAUUGUCUGGUGUGUAGAGAUUGUCUGGUGUGUAGAGAUUGUCUGGUGUGUAGAGAUUGUCUGGUGUGUAGAGAUUGUCUCGUGUGUAGAGAUUGUCUGGUGUGUAGAGAUUGUCUGGUGUGUAGAGAUUGUCUGGUGUGUAGAGAUUGUCUGGUGUGUAGAGAUUGUCUGGUGUGUACAGAUUGUCUGGUGUGUAGAGAUUGUCUGGUGUGUAGAGAUUGUCUGGUGUGUAGAGAUUGUCUGGUGUGUAGAGAUUGUCUGGUGUGUAGAGAUUGUCUGGUGUGUAGAGAUUGUCUGGUGUGUAGAGAUUGUCUGGUGUGUAGAGAUUGUCUGGUGUGUAGAGAUUGUCUGGUGUGUAGAGAUUGUCUGGUGUGUAGAGAGUGUCUGGUGUGUAGAGAUUGAGAGUAGUGAGUGUCUGGUGUGUAGAGAUUGUCUGGUGUGUAGAGAUUGUCUGGUGUGUAGAGAGUGUCUGGUGUGUAGAGAUUGA
Messenger RNA from Candidula unifasciata, 1922 nucleotides. NCBI's taxonomy places the organism in Eukaryota, Metazoa, Mollusca, Gastropoda, Stylommatophora, Geomitridae. The record is from the annotation of a GenBank genome assembly.